CGGAACUUCCUGUGUAUGACGCCAACACUCCAGUCAACAGUGCAGGCCCCACCUUUUGUGUUGCUCACCGCCAGUCAAUCAAAAUACAAGCAAAUCUUGACAGUUAUCAUCUUUUUCUACGCGGCUGCCGUCAAUACUAACUACCGGUCAUGUCGGGUUGGCUGUAACUGUCAAGAUUUUCCGCUUAACGGCAAGUCACGCCAUGACUGCGCCAGAACAGCCGCUAAAAGCAGACGAAAUGGCUGCUUCUUUGGACGUAAACAGCAGCCAAAGAAGCUUUUUGCAACAUGAAGACGCCGCGGGCAAUCAGGAUAUUGAGUCGUCGUCCCUUGACCUGCUUGCAACCACCUGCACUAAGGUUGGCUCACCGGCAUCAGAAGUGGACAGAGGUGAUGCUGCCGGUGUGACUACAGAUGAAACAUCUGCUCAUCUUAAUGUGUCUGAUAAAUGGGAGGUAUUGGCCCCCACCACAACUGGAAAGGAUGAUCCCGGGAUGAUACAGAUCCAAGGCCAAGGAAUACUAACGCCAAAUGGACAGUACGUUCUUCCUCUCCAGAGUUUGCAGAGUCAACCGAUUUUUGUGUCAUCAGGAAGUGACACUGCCUCUGUCAAUUCAGUGCCUAACAUUCAGUACCAAGUAAUUCCUCAAAUUCAGAAUGCAGACGGACAGCUGAGCUAUGCCACCACAGGCAUGGAAGGGGCAACUCUGAGUCAGGAUGCAGCGGGACAGAUUCAGAUCUUGCCUGAUGGUAGCCAGGGUCUCUGUGUGACAUCCACUGCAAACAUCCUUUCAAACAACCAGAGCCUCAUAUCACAGACUGGGAAUAUCCAGCCGAUCCAGGGGAUUUCUAUUGGCAGCUCCGCAUUCAACAACCAGGGUCAGGUUGUUACAAACGUGCCUAUGGGUUUACCAGGGAACAUCACUUUUGUUCCUAUUAACAGCAUAGACUUGGACGCAUUAGGUCUAUCUGGAGCGCAGACGAUAGCGACAGGUGUCACCGCUGAUGGCCAGCUAAUCAUGGCAAACCAACCAGGGAGUGGCUCCGAAAGUCAAGAGAAGACCAAUGAUCCCCUCUCACAAACACUACCAGUAAAUGAUGCUAACACCGAGCUUUUUGUGCCGACGUCUUCCUCCCAGCUACACAAUCCGACCAGUGAAGCGAGUCUUCUGACCCAAGACACCUCGUUAUCAAGUGUGACAUCACAACAGUCUGACUCGUCCACUGCCCUCCAGCAGGGCUUCAUCCAACAGACUCAAGAGCAGAACAUCCAGGGGUCAUCUGCUCAGCCCAUCGUCCAGCUACAGCAGGUGCCUCUGCAAACCACCAACGGCCAGGUGGUCCAGUCAGUGGCUACAGGCAGCCAGGGUGUGCAAAAUCUGCAGCUGAUCAACCCUGGGACCUUCAUCAUCCAAGCCCAGACGGUGACCCCAUCAGGCCAGAUACAAUGGCAGACCUUCCAGGUACAAGGUGUGCAGAACCUUCAAAACCUUCAACUUCCCACCACCGUCCCUCAGCAGAUUACCCUGGCUCCGGUCCAGACGCUAUCACUGGGUUCCAGUCCAGUCAGUGCAAACUCUGGGCAGAUCCCCAACCUUCAAACAGUGACAGUCAACUCAGUUGCACAACAAGAAGGAAAUGCAGACCUCCCCGGAGAAAUCCGGAUAAAGCAGGAGCCGGACUCAGGGGACUGGCAGCUAAGCGCUGAUUCUACCCUAAACACCAGCGAUCUGUCCCACCUUCAGGUCAGGCUGGUGGAGGAUGACGAGUAUAUAGGCCUGGGAGGCAAGAGGCUGCGUAGGGUGGCGUGCACUUGUCCCAACUGUAAAGAGUCUGGUGGGAGGGGAGCCGGGGUGGGGAAGAAGAAGCAACACAUCUGCCACAUCACAGGCUGUGGGAAAGUGUAUGGAAAGACGUCACACCUGCGAGCACACCUGCGAUGGCAUUCGGGGGAGCGACCUUUUGUCUGCACCUGGAUGUACUGCGGGAAGAGGUUCACACGCAGUGAUGAGCUGCAGAGACAUAGGAGAACACACACAGGCGAGAAGAAGUUUGUGUGCCCUGAAUGUUCCAAGCGCUUCAUGCGGAGUGAUCACCUGGCCAAGCACAUCAAAACUCACCAGAACAAAAAAGGUGUGAAUUCUGGUAACACUAUGGUGACAUCCGUGGAAUCGGCAGGGUCCUCGGACAGCCUCAUCACCACACCGGGCGGGACUACCCUCAUCCUCACAAACAUCCAGCAGGGCUCCAACAAUGCCCAGGACAUCCUGGCCAAUGCGGAGAUCCCCCUGCAGCUCGUCACCACCUUAGCGGCCAGCGAAAUCAUUGAGUGAUUGACCCCCCUCUCCCCCACCACACACACAGACACAAAAACUCACGUGAUAUGGUUCUUGUAUACUCCUUCCUGCAUUUUUAUUCCAAUUUUGAAGAAAAAAAAAUUAUAUAUAUACAUAUAUAUAUUUUACCAUUGAAUGAGGGUCUUGUCCACUCUGCUAUGAAGUGGAGGUAAGAAUAGGAAAAAGACAUUGCAGUAAUUACACAAGGAAAUGCCUUAUUUUGUACAAUAAUGUAGUUGUAGGUUAGGGUGUCCUCAAUCAACAUUUUUAACAUUUUCUUACUUUAACCUUACAUCCUUGUUCCCGUUUUUCUUUGAGCCAAGAGAAAGUUUUGCCUCCAAGUAAUUUCUGUCCUCUUUAAUUACUGUCUUUGAUGCAAAUGUUUUUUUUUUUUUAUUUUAUUUUCUUUGUGGUGCAUUUUCCCACACUCACACGCGUGCUUCCAAUUUAGCAAUUCUUACACUGCAAUUUUGUAGGUGAAAACAUUUUUUUUUCCAGUUUCACUACAAAAGGACCAACGCGUCAUCAGAUCAUUAGCUAGUUUCCACGAUACAGAUAUGUAUCUUAACAACAUAAUGUUUUUACAACUAAUGGCAACGCUCUCAAAAGGGUAAUUGUGAGUAAAUGCAUUUUUAAGACUUUGUGGAGGACUAUUUUUUUUUUUUUUUUUUUGAAGCUGUUUUGGGUGACAGUUGCCAAAUUUGCUCAGGGUGAGUGGUGACUGCAUGACAAGUUCAAAAUUUCCCCUGCACUGUCUCAUUUUGUCGGACUAAUCUUUUCAGAUGGACCAAAAGCUCAGAAGAAUGUUGGCACUGCAAUUAUACCGGUUCUUAUUUAGUUAUUAGCCAUGACAUCUUUUCCCAUUUGGCAACGACCCUUGUUUCUUUUACCCAAUCAUCUCAGCUGUGCAAUUCACAAUCAGUCCAAUUUAAGUGUAAAUGUCAUUUUGAAGGUGGUACUUUGAAUUUUGAACUGCACUGUCCUCUUGUAAUGAAUCAUUGUCUGCAUCCAUGUCAGCAAAUAUGUAUUUGUAUAGAUUUUUAUAUAAUGUGUUGCAUUUCCAUUUUAAAUGUUUUUAUUUCUGCCCCGACAUCUAAAGGAAUACGUGAAAUGUUACUUAUGUACGCAUUGUCCUCUUCAGCUGACACAAACUGUUCCUUGUGUGCUAAGAAUUGCAGUUUUUACUUUAUAACUGUACAAAAAAACAGUAUAAAAAUUUCUGUUACACAC
Syngnathoides biaculeatus (alligator pipefish) is the source of this 3565-nucleotide messenger RNA. It is a transcript of the gene sp3a, whose product is annotated as sp3a transcription factor. The record is from RefSeq and is a predicted model, not a curated record. Gene Ontology annotation, biological process: regulation of transcription by RNA polymerase II. Gene Ontology annotation, molecular function: DNA-binding transcription factor activity, RNA polymerase II-specific; RNA polymerase II cis-regulatory region sequence-specific DNA binding. The transcript is spliced from 7 exons. Lineage: Eukaryota; Metazoa; Chordata; Actinopteri; Syngnathiformes; Syngnathidae. Bases 203 to 2332 code for a protein of 709 amino acids.